Messenger RNA from Cajanus cajan (pigeon pea), 1200 nucleotides. RefSeq names its product serine/threonine-protein phosphatase 7 long form homolog. The record is from RefSeq and is a predicted model, not a curated record. Lineage: Eukaryota; Viridiplantae; Streptophyta; Magnoliopsida; Fabales; Fabaceae. Gene Ontology annotation, biological process: meristem development; meristem maintenance.
AUGUCAUUUGGAGAAUGCACAAUUACUCUUCAAGAUGUUGGUAUGCUUGUUGGUCUUCUAGUUGACGGUGAAGCACUGUUAAGUCGAGGCAGUGCUAAUAUAUUGGAAUUAGGUGUUGUUCCACCUCAGUCAGAAAUUAAAGGACAUCGGGUUAAGUUAUCUUGGUUGGCAACAAACUUUAAUGAGAUUGCAGAUGAUAUAAAUGAGCUACAUCAGUUGCUUCCUUAUGCUAGAGCUUGGAUACUACGUUUUAUAGGAGGACUUCUUUUUCCUGAUAGAUCUUCAAGCUAUGUCUCAUUAAGGUGGUUGGCGUUCUUAGGUGACUUUCAAACUAUUAAGACAUAUGCAUGGGGUGCAGCUGUGCUUGGAUGUUUGUAUCGCAAUUUAUGCACCUCUACUGAUUACAAAACGCCAAGUUGUGGUGAGUUUACACUUUUAUUGCAGUUGUGGGCAUGGGAACGAUUCCCAACCAUUCUCUCUUCUCCAUUCCCACAUAUUCCUCCAGGCAGUCCUAUUGGUUUAAGGUGGUCCAACACAGCCACUAAAAUAAGCAUGAGCGAUGAUAUUAAAUUUUAUCGCAAAUUCUUUGAUCGUUUGACCAGAAAAUCUCCUGAUAGGGUGAUGAGGCAAUUUGGUUGCCAACAACCAAUUCCAAAUCCUCCGAUGACUCCUGCUCAUGUGCAUGCGUUGACCCUGCGGGGAAAGACCGAUGAUGAUUGGACUACAAUAUUAAGUCCAGCACUUGAGCAUUGGGCCAAUCAAUAUGCAUACCACUUUGCACCUACUCCUCCACAGGUUGGACUAUUAGGUCCAAAUUCUGAAUACAUGAGGUGGUAUCGCAGAAAAGGGAAGUUGUACAUUGAUCCUGAUGGAGUUAAAGACUCAAUUGUGGGAGACGUAACUGAAUGCUUGGCAUACUUGACAUCUCCUCAUGAUAGGCCAGACUUUUCAGUGGAAUCAGUCACAGAGCAGUCUAAUCGAUUAUUAUCGAUAUCUGAUGACUAUAGGGCUAGAUUCGUUGAGCCAGCUGAGGAAGCACCUGUUCCCUUUGGUUCAUAUGACGUUGGGACUUUCAAUGUUCCUCCACAGUCAAGGGAGGCUGCAUGGUUAUCUCGACGAAGAACGACAAUUAAGGCGAUGGAUCACAUUUACCCUACAUUGCCAGACAGAGCAGCAUGGUUAUAUUAUAUUCCUUCUUAA